This is a messenger RNA of Aureobasidium namibiae CBS 147.97, 1854 nucleotides long. RefSeq lists its product as uncharacterized. Gene Ontology annotation, molecular function: GTPase activity; GTP binding. Gene Ontology annotation, biological process: translation. The transcript is spliced from 5 exons. Lineage: Eukaryota; Fungi; Ascomycota; Dothideomycetes; Dothideales; Saccotheciaceae. The record is from RefSeq and is a predicted model, not a curated record. The coding region runs from base 1 to 1854 and encodes 617 amino acids.
AUGGCCCACCGCAGAGUAAAGGAGAUCGACUACGACGGGGAUGAAUACGACGACUACUACUCGGGCGAGGACGAAUACGCCUACGAGGGUGCCGACACUGGAGCCGCCGCACCAGCAGCCAGUCAAGAGGAUGAACUCAGCCCCGAGGAUAAAGAGCAGAUGCGCAUAGGCACAGAGAGCGUACGAGCUGCUCUAGGAGACGCCAGCGACUUUGUGACCGACGACGCCAUCCAAGAAGCUCUGUGGCACUACUACUACGACGUCGCCAAAUCCGUUACCUAUCUGAAGAAUCAAAAUGCUCCCCAGCAAGCACAACCCAAGGAGAAGAAGCAGAAGCAAGUCUCCAAGUUCGAUCAAGCUGCCACCGAGGCUGCCCAGAAGCCAGUACAAAUAAAGGGUCCGAGCCCAGAUGACAUUGUCAUGCAAGCCCAGGCAAAAGCCUCGGGUGCAAAGAAACAGGCUUCGCAACAAAAGGACACGAAAUCUGUCACCAAUGGUGUUUCUUCUCUCACUCUGGAUGAGCCCCAACAGACGAGUCAAAAGGUCAAGAGCAAAAACCUAGAUGUUCUUGCAGAGCAUGCAAAGGCCGGUCGCAAGAACGCUGCCAGUUUUGUUGUAAUUGGACAUGUCGAUCACGGAAAGAGUACGCUCAUGGGACGCCUUCUAUACGACCUCAAGGUUGUAGAUCAACGCUCGCUUGACAAAUACCGGAAAGAGGCAACAAGUAUUGGCAAAUCUUCUUUUGCUCUGGCCUGGGUUAUGGACUCGACCGCCGAGGAAAGAGAAAGAGGUGUCACCGUCGACAUUGCUACGAACAACUUCGAGACGGAAAAGACAAAAUUCACUAUUCUGGACGCUCCUGGACACAGAGACUUUAUUCCUAACAUGAUAGCCGGUGCCAGUCAAGCAGACUUUGCUGUUCUCGUCAUCGAUGCCGGUACCAACAGCUUCGAAGCUGGUCUCAAGGGCCAAACACGAGAGCACGCACAACUCGUCCGCAGUAUGGGCGUCCAGCGCAUCAUCGUGGCAAUCAACAAAAUGGACAGCAUCAACUGGGCUCAGGACCGUUUCGAAGAAAUCCAACAACAAAUUUCCGCCUUCUUGACAACCACAGGCUUCCAAUCGAAAAACAUCGCAUUUAUCCCCUGCUCUGGCCUGACGGGCGAAAACGUCGUCACUCCGGCCCCUGAAAAGGCCGCAGCUUGGUACACGAAAACCUCCUCCCCUCAGACUCUAGUUCAAGCCCUGGAAGCCCACGAACCCACAAAAGCAGCCUUGUCCUCGCCGCUUCGCAUACCUAUCAGCGAUAUCUUCCGUGGUGGCGUUCAGAACCCUUUGUCCAUCUCUGGUCGCAUCGAAGCCGGCAGCUGCCAAGUAGGCGACAGCCUUAUCGCCAUGCCCGCCAACGAAUCUUGUUCAAUUAAAGGUAUCGAAAUCGACAACGCGCCUGCCGACUGGGCAGUAGCCGGCCAAAUCGUCACCCUCCACCUCACAGAAAUCGACCCCGUACAUUUGAGGAUAGCAGAUCUACUUUGCGAUGCUAGGAAGCCAGUGCCUAACAUUAGAAGCUUCACGACAAAAAUAUUGGCGUUUGAGCAUGUGUUGCCUAUGACUGUCGAUGUGCACAGAGGUAGAAUGCAUGUGCCUGGUCGUAUUGCGAGUAUGGUCUGUGUGUUAGAUAAGAGUACUGGAAAUGUGCUGAAGAAGAAACCGAGGGUUGUGCAGCCAGGCAGUGUGGCGAGGGUCACGGUUGAGCUGGAUACUGCUGUGCCGCUGGAGGUGCCUGGUAGGAUCGUGCUGAGGUCUGGCGGCAAUACUGUUGCUGCUGGCUUGCUGGAGGAAGUGCACGCAUAG